ACUCUUCAUGUUUUAAACCAAAAACAAAAAACAAAAAACUCUUCAAAUCCUGAUUUUGGAGAAGAACAUAGAUACGCAAAUCGAUUCCUUUUCAUCACGCAACAUCAACAAAUCGGAAAAUUUUCUGGGUUUCUUCUGAGAAAUUCGAAAUUUUAUUGAGAUGGGAGAAGGUGAAGAAGGAGACAAAUUCCCGCCAAAAACGGAUGAGGUUACACAAGAGUCUAUGAAGUCGGCGAGGCAACUCGAUUUUACUGGUGUGGAGUAUUCACAGUCUAAUCAACCUCCGGUUACAUCUUCUUCGACGGCUUCUGCAUCAAUCCCUUCACCGGUUACGCGGCCAAUUACCAGUCAGGCAAGACCGGUUACAGCGACUGUGGCGACUCCGAUUCCACCGCCGCCACAAUCUCAGGGCAUCCUUCACGUCCCAAUUAGACAUCCGCCUGUGGGGGAAGCUAGAGAUGGAACCCCUCAGAAGAAGAAACAGUGUAACUGUAAACACUCACGGUGCUUGAAGCUGUAUUGUGAAUGCUUUGCAUCUGGCUCUUAUUGUGAUGGUUGCAACUGUGUAAAUUGUCACAACAACGUUGAAAAUGAGCCAGAGAGACGAGAAGCGAUUGGAUCAACUCUGGAACGGAAUCCGAAUGCGUUCAGGCCUAAGAUUGCUGCUAGUCCACACGGCGGACGAGAUAACAGGGAGGAGGAUGGUGAAGUUGUGAUGUUAGGGAGACACAACAAAGGCUGUCACUGCAAGAAAUCUGGAUGUCUUAAGAAGUAUUGUGAGUGUUUUCAAGCAAACAUUCUUUGUUCUGAGAACUGCAAAUGCUUGGAUUGCAAAAACUUUGAAGGAAGUGAAAUUAGACAAUCUCUCCUUCACGGUGAACAUUCCCACAACGUGGCUUAUCUUCAACACGCAAAUGCUGCCAUAACCGGAGCUAUUGGUUCCUCUGGCUUUGCAUCUGCUCCAGCUCCUAAGAGAAGGAAAGGUCAGGAGAUUUUUUUUAACCAAGGACCCAAAGAUUCAUCCACUCAUAGGCUUGGCCAGGCAAAUAGUGGAAGAACCACAUCUCCGAAAACUGGUUCUCAUGCUGGAGGCAAUGCGUCGUUAGGCCCAUCCAAAGUUGUAUAUAGGUCUCUUUUGGCAGACAUAAUUAAACCGAAGGAUGUGAAAGCACUCUGUUCUGUUCUGGUUGCUGUAGCUGGGGAAGCUGCAAAGACAUUAACAGAAAAAAGAUUAGCAUAUCAGAAAGAAACUUCUGUAGCUUCUUCUGUGCAAGAUCAAGGACACAGCAAUAAUAAAGGUACCGAGGGUGAAAAAGCUGCGAGUGGAAAUCAAGCUGAGAAAUCUGGUCCAGAUGGCUCCAAAGGGAGGUCACUAUCUCCAGAAACUUUGGCAUUGAUGUGUGACGAACGGGACACAAUGUUAAUGGUUGCAGCUUCACCUAAUUGUUCGGUGGAGCCUCCCUCACAGCUACCAAAUGGGCAAGACCAGGUUUAUGCAGAACAAGAGAAAGUAAUAUUAACCAAGUUCCGUGACUGCCUUAACCGAAUUAUCUCCUGCGGAGAAGUAAAAGAAUCAAAUUGUCUGAUGUCACGAAUGGAUCUAGAUACACCUGUACACACUGCUGUCAACGACCCAGUGGUUCAUCAAAGACCAGUUGCAAAUGGAGUUUCACAAACCGCAAAACAACCUUCCCAUGAUGCUUACUGUGGAACAUACAUGCUAUUGUCUGAUUCUGAUACGUUUUAGGAACCUGAUGUUAACUUCAUCUAGAGAUUUGAAGAAUAAAUAAACCAAAUCAAAUUUUGGUCUUUUUUUGAUCGAGGAUUUAGUCAAUUCUUGUAAAAAUGGAAGAAAUUUUUCAAUACUUU
Messenger RNA from Arabidopsis arenosa, 1869 nucleotides. NCBI's taxonomy places the organism in Eukaryota, Viridiplantae, Streptophyta, Magnoliopsida, Brassicales, Brassicaceae. The record is from the annotation of a GenBank genome assembly.